Molecule: messenger RNA, 543 nt
Organism: Sphenostylis stenocarpa
Lineage: Eukaryota; Viridiplantae; Streptophyta; Magnoliopsida; Fabales; Fabaceae
Source: the annotation of a GenBank genome assembly
AUGUGGGGACUUCUCCGAACACGAACGUGUCUGCGAUAUUCCGAGGCCCUUCUUCUUCAUCAACCAUGGAAGAAGACGGUAGGGUUUUGUUCUUCGUCCUCCGUCGACGGCCGUAAAUGCUUUCUGGAACUGCCGGAGAUCGAGAAGGUUCUGACGGAGAUCAAAGCUGACGAUGUGAAGGUGAUACCGAUUCCCAAACACUGUGAUUGGGCUGAUUUCAUGGUUCUCGCCACUGGCAGGUCCACCUGGCACGUCAAGAACAUCGCCCAAGCCCUAAUUUACAAGGCUAAACAGAAACAGAGAGGAGCUGACCGAAUGAUGUUACCGAGUGUGCAAGGGCAAGCUGGAGGAAAGUGGAUCGUCAUUGACUCUGGCAAAGUAAUAGUUCACGCACUUGAUGAAAAGGCUAGAGCGUACUACAAUUUGGAGGGUCUUUGGACCCCGGGGACAAUUCAAAAUGCACCUGAUGGGGAUUUACAAAAGGCUUUGGUGAAGGUUCGUCGGAAAAACAAUUCGAAGAAACCUGCACAAAAGAAUACUUAA